AUGGUGGCUUCUGCCGUAGCUGGUGGUGCUACAUGUGUUCAACUACGGUUAAAGGAUGUCAGUACUGGUGACUACGUUAAGUUGGCUAAGGAGACUAAGAAGUUAAUGCCUCGUCAUGUUCCUCUCAUUAUAGACGACCGCGUGGAUGUUUGUAUGGCUAGUGGUGCUGAUGGAGUUCAUGUUGGUGACACGGAUAUGUCUGUUAAGGAUGCUCGCUCUAUUAUUGGUCCUAAUAAGAUUCUAGGCGUCUCCACGUAUGGCCGUCAAGAAGACGCUAUUGCUGCCAUCAGGGAUGGUGCAGAUUACAUCGCUACUGGUGCUGUUUACCCGACAGUGACCAAACCGGGUGCGGUUGCACAGGGCUUAGGCCAGAUUGAUAUCCUCAAGGCAGCUCUGAAGGCCACCGGGAAGACCCUACCUAUUGUGGCCAUCGGUGGCAUUAGUCCCGUCACUGCAACUGACUGUGUUCAGAGGGGCGCUGAUGGUGUCUGUGCUGUGAGCCAGAUCUUUGACUCGUGGGAGUCGCCUGAGUCACGUGCUAGGAAGUUCCUCAAGUCGUACUGUUCUGGUAUGGAGAUAAGGUCAAAGAUGAGCACACAUAAGCAAUACGACAGCGAUAUGGUGACGAGUCUGUGGGCUAAGCUUGCUGCUAUGAACCCCCUCACCCAAUGUAUAACCAAUUACGUGUCGAUGAACUUCAUGGCUAACUCCCUCCUGGCCGCUGGAGCCUCUCCAGCAAUGGCCCACGCUAAGGAAGAGGCCCCACAGUUCCUUGAUAUGGCUUCGGCCCUUAACGUGAAUAUCGGCACACUGUCUAGCAAUUGGGUUGAAUCGAUGAGGUUGUGUGCUAAGAAGGCUAAUGAGAUUGGCAAGCCGUGGGUGUUGGACCCA
Perkinsus marinus ATCC 50983 is the source of this 891-nucleotide messenger RNA. Its product is annotated as Thiamine biosynthetic bifunctional enzyme, putative. The transcript has a single exon. Gene Ontology annotation, cellular component: cytoplasm. The record is from RefSeq and is a predicted model, not a curated record. NCBI's taxonomy places the organism in Eukaryota, Perkinsozoa, Perkinsida, Perkinsidae. The annotation marks the transcript as partial. Gene Ontology annotation, molecular function: thiamine-phosphate diphosphorylase activity; magnesium ion binding; ATP binding. Gene Ontology annotation, biological process: thiamine biosynthetic process.